UUUUUUGUUUGAAUUUUCCGCGAAGAGGACGCGCGCCGGAGCCUCCUCCGGCCUCGCCAACAUCGCCAACAUCGUUCAAGAGGACGCCAGUGUCAGGCCGGCUGCUCAGGGUGCUAAGUCAACGAUGGCAGCGUCAGGACCGAGAAAACAGGAAGAGAACUCCUGGUGGAGUAAAGACACAGCUCCAGGUGACCAUGACCCUGACAACGACCUUGACCGCAAGUUCGACAUGUCAAAAGAUGUGGCAAGCGGAGGUGCAAUGUGUGAAAAGGGAAGGUGUUGUGGGCCCACUUUAAAUGGGACGUUCAUUAUCGAGGAGAUGAACGGUACUCGUCACAACGAUGACGGCUCAAUGGCACGAGCAAAUGGCGCAACCCCAUUGUGUAACUCAGUCAAGAUCAUGAACCACAGCCAUCCCCGCCAAGCUGUAAACAUUCUAAACGGUUUCAAGGAUCCCUCAUUUUUGCUUGACACAGAAUUCCCAAGUGGUUUGUUGGAACUCUCCGUAGAAUCACCAAUGCCAGGCCUCGGCACGUAUUCAGGCAUUUGGGCGGAAAAGCUGUGCAGUGACAACUUGACCAGUACGAGUAGUUUAACAGGAACCCCUAACGUGAAUGCAUCGCCGUGGCGUGGGGCGGAGAGAAGGCUCGCUGGAUGUGAUGCAGACUUUGCAUUCCAGGAAAUGAUGCUGCUGAGGGGGAGUAAUGGGGAUUCCAGGCAUGUGUCUGAAAUUUUGGAUGGUGAUGAAAGUAAAAAGAGGGAUCAGGUGGGGAAAUGCCCUGAUAAACUCAAAGAGUUUAGAUCAAUUGAUGGUUUAGGAAUGGUGGAAUCGAUAGCUGAUGAGGGUGGGAUUGACAAUGGAAUCGACAACCAGGGAAGUGAAAACAGUGAAGGUGCGGACAAUGGUGAUGAUUUUAUUGACAAAUGUGCAAACGUCGCAGGAAAUAAGGAUGCUCUCCAACCAAAUCCUCUGCGCACAGCAAGUGAUGACACUGAUGAUGAUGCCUGUGAUAGUGACUCCAGGGGUAAUGGUUUGAUGGAAAACAAUAAUCGACUGGGAGAAUGGUCUGAGGGCAGCAAUAUCACCAGUGAAAUAAAUGCACAUGCAACUGUUCUCCUCAGUGACAGUGAAAGUCACAGUGGAAGUAAAAGCGACAAUGUUAACAAUUACAGUGAUAAAUUAAUCCUAAUGGAUGACUGUACGACCACUAAGGAGAGCCUGAAAAACUGCACAGAGUUACCAAAGAUGCCUUUCGAGACUGACGCAAGCACCACACAACAUUUAAGACAUGGUGAGAAGGAUGAUGAUAAGGAGGAACACGAGUAUGAGGAAUUGGCAAGCAAGUUGCUCCUUGUGUUGGAUGACAGGGAUCAUCCAAAAGCAAAUGGGAAUGAUACCAAUAUCAUUGAAAGCAAUAAUAUUGGUAGCACCUGUGACAAUAGUUGUAAGGAUAAUGGUAGUGAUGAUGGUGAUUACAAUCCUCACAUUCCUGCAGUGGAGAACAGCCUCUGUGAAACCCAUCAAGCCCCAUGUGAGGAAGACGGAUCCUGCAUUCACAGCAGUGGCCAAAACGACGGUCUUGCCUGCAAUGUACAAGAUCAUAAUGAUAACAACAACUUUAGCUGUCCUGACAGGGAUGACUCUGAGCUAUUGCCACCCAGUAGAGAGAACGGCGCCCUCAAGGAGCUAAUGUGUGAUGGUGAUACGUGGUCCAAGCUGGAUCUGGCACUGCCAUCUGAACGAGCAGCAGAGCUGACCCCCGAUGUAACACCAGCAAAGAGUUCCAGGUUUUUCUCGGGCCUAGAGCUGUGCACGUCGACACCACUGAUGUUCAACAUGACAGUCACCACAGCCACUCCUCUCCCUGGGCCUCGUAGUCGCUUUGGCUUCCGGGCACCAGCAGUGACAUCUUCCAAAUCUCGUGGGUCGUCUGUGGCCAUUCCGGCAACCAACCUCAACAGCACCAGACCUGGAACCAACCUCAACAGGACCAAAUCUAUUGGAACCAACCUGAACUGCACCAAAUCUACUGUAACAAAUCUGAACAGCACCAAAUCUACUGUAACAAAUCUGAACAGCACCAAAUCUACUGGAACUAACCUAAACAGCACCAGGCCAAAUAGUUAUAAUCUAAACAGCACCAGACCAACUAGCACCAACCUCAACAAUACCACCACAGCAACUGCUACCAAUUUAAACAACACUAGAUCUAUUGGAACCAACGGAAUGGUGAGGCAUUUGGCAAAGCCACCCUCGUAUGCCUCGAAGUUGCUAGGACCUGGCGGCUCUAGUUUUGCUGUACCAAAACCCAGCUCAAGUAGUUCACACUUAGCGAGGCCUCCAUUGGCUACCACAAAACUCGCAAAGCCAUGUCUGUCCAAGCUCGCCAAGUCCAGUUUGCGUGGGCCUCAGCUGCCAGGCAAAGCAGAGGUGGGUGGAGUGGAUGAGUCGAGCUUGCUCUUGUCCAAGGCUGCUUUGUCCCAAUCGAUCGUGGUCACAACCUCUGGAAAGGAUUCUGGGAAACCUAGUGAGAUUGGGUCGAGUCAAACGCAGCCAAGUCUGUGUAUAACCAAGCCGGUGAGCAUUAAGAUGCGUCAGGAGAGAACCGAGUCAUCCCAGAUGCCAAAGCCUGAGCGGGUUGAGGCCAGCAACUCUGCUCAGGCCGGGCGUGAUGCUGUGGGGCCCAGAAAACUUGCUUCUCUUAGGGCCGCAGGGCCUGGGCAUCCACGGCCAAAACUUCACCCUGUUGGGCUCAGAACCCCAAGUACGCGGCUCAUGGAGUCCAAGGGAGAAGGCAUGGCUACACAGGAGACACCAGGGGUCACUGGGCGGAGGGGGCAUGGAGGGGUUAGCGCUACCCCAGAGCCUGCCCGGUUGUCGGUCAAGGUUUCUCGGCUAGCUAAGCCUUCAAGCACCAACCCCACUAAGCUGGCAAGGCCAAAUCUGAAUGUUUCAGAAAAGACCAAACCCAACUAUUCUUCUGCAAGGUUGACAGGACUAAAAACACCUUUAGUUAGACUUUCUGGGCUAUAUUCAAAUGUUUUGAAACUUGAUAAGACCAACUUAAGCAUUUCUAAACUCACAAAGCCUGUUUUAAAUGUUUCUAAACUCAGUCAAUCAUCUUCAAUUGUUUCCAAGCCAACUAAGUCAAACAUGCCUCGGGUUGCACUUGCCAGACCAAAUGCAAACACUUCUAAACUUGAAGGAACAAACUCAAGCAUUUCCAAAUCAUCUCGGCCUGAGACAAGUAUUUCUAGGUUCACCAGGUAUGACUUGAAUGGUUAUAAAUUUGGUAAACCAGAUUCAAGCAUUUCCAAACUUACUGGACCUGCCGAGUCAAAUGGCUCAAAACAUUUGAGGCCAAAUUCAGACAUUGCUAAACCUGUCAGAUCAAAUUCUAACAUGACCAGCAUUGCUAGACCAAAUCCAAAUAGUUGUAAAGUUGCUAGACCAAAUUCAAGCCUUUAUAAACAUCCAGUGGCAGACUCACGUGGAUCCAGACUUGCUCGGGUCAAUACUCAAAUCUCUAAGCUAGAUUUAGGCAUGGGGACAGAUAGUGAAGUUGCUCUUCUUAGGGAGCAACUGUCAGGGGCGUUGCGUGCCUGCCAGGCACUUGCGGUUGUGGUGCAGUACCUACAGGCCUCCGCGUCUGCUUGAGGUUACUUCCCUUCAUCACAACCCUUCCAUCAUGCCUGUGAGGAUAGAUUGGCGAUGGCAGUUGGGUAGAAUUGGCAUUGGGGGUUGUCAUCUGUCUUGCCCUCAAAACGAGUGCUUGGAAUCUUAUACCACUUUUCCACUGUAUAGCAGAACUAUGCCAGGGUCAUGCUAGGCUUAUCUGGCAUGGCUGGCAAGGAACUCUUGGGCCUCCUGAGCCUAAGGUUUUUCCACUGCAGAACCUAAACAGUGCUGCUUAUGUUACAUACAAAAUUAUACAAUAAUACUGUCAGUAUACAUUUUAUAGUCUUUAGUAAUAUGGCAAUUAAUAUUAAAACAUAUUUCAACUUUUCUUUGAUUGAAAAAUGCAAUAAAUCGAUCCAAAAUCGAAAAUUCACGUUUGCAGAUAAUGUGCAUAACCCAACACUCGGAAUGGAUUUUACCCAUAAAUGACAUCUGCUAUAAAUUCACAAUAAAGUCAAGUAUUGUAUAGGGCCGUUCUAUUGCCGGGAGUGGAAUCGAUUCAGACGAGUUGAAGGAAUUGACGAUGGAGCAGUUCAUGGUAAUGCAGCGUGGUGAUAAUCGAUAGCUAAGGAGAGAAAUACGAUAAUUUAUUUGUAUGUCGUGGCCCGACUAAAGCAAUGUAUGAUAAAAAUGUUUUACUUUUUCACACCUUUAGCCAUAUAUGCUGCUGGGUGACUGAUUAAUUUAGUCUUGUUCUGUCUUGUUCUGUCUUUGCAAAAUGUGCAUCACAUUUUUGGCAGUUUGUAAAAUGUCUGUCAUAGUUUGAUUCUCGAUGUGCCUUAUAUUUUCACAACAGUAAUUGUGCAGUUUUUACACAUGCUUCAAGCUAAAAAUUUUGUUUCUUGAUUCUGCUGGGAAAAUAACGAUACGUGUGUUUUAAAAUAUGUGCACACACUUUUAGUAUAUGUGCAAUACUGUUUAUAUGGUUUAUAAAAGGAAGAGAACACUUUCCCAAUAUAUUAUUCGUGCCACAUAUACCGUGACACAAGCUGCUUGAGAACCCAGUGUAGUUAGAUGUAAUGACCUUCAAAGGACACCACUGUCUGCACCACUUGUGAUAAACCGUUAAUCUCCGCGUGGCUCGAGUCUUGCUAUGCUUACCACGAGUGUUACUUACGUUUUUAUAAUAACUACCCUUAAGGUUUUAGCACUAGCACAGGACAUCCACAAUCGGAGCUGCUCAAAUAUAUGGCAUGACAUUACCUCAUAUCCUGUGUCUGUGUGGUGAUUAUGCUCGAGUAUACUAAGCUUGUAAUAGUGUGUAGAUCCAUCGGUGAGUUAUGCUCAAUAUGAAUGCGAGAAUAAAAAAAAGAAUAUAAAUGCAAAUGUGCUAAUGUAGCUUUUGAGGCUAGCAGAGCACAAAACUAUGAGAGAGCGUGACUUUACCGAACCAAAGAGUAUAAAGACAAAUUAUGUUUAAUUGCAACCCCAAAUCAUGGCAGUGUUGGCACACGUUACUGCUUUGCGAUUUUGGAGACCAGGAGUUUAAUUCCAAGCCAUGGUUCACAUCAUCAAUGGAAAAUUGUGUGUAAACCCGAACUGUGUCUCAUAGGUCAGCUCAUCCUAAAGCAAAUGUAGUGCUUGAGAUACGCGUCACGCGCUGGGUCGGUAUGCGCGCACGCAGGCGGACAGUGAGGGCAAAUGAGGACACAGGGUGCUGAUUUGCUGAUCGUUGUCCAAAUUAAGGUGGCGUGAUGGUUAAGGGUGGCAGCAGGUGGCAGGGGGUAAUUAAGGAUGCAGGGCGUUGAUUGGACGAGAGGGGUUGUUGGAGAUUGGCGCCGGCGUGUCUGGAAAAACAACGCCACGUGGCAGUGGGGGCGAGUGGCGUCGCGGGGGAUGGCCUGAUUAAUUAGGGGUUAAUUGGUUCGGGGAUAAAGUCAGGGGUGGUGGAGUGAGACGAGAGUUCGUGCCUGGGAGGAGAGACAGAUGAAGAGACGGCGCAGCAGAGUGAGUAUAGCGUAGGGUAGCAGUGGAGAAGUGUAGGGUAGCAGUGGAGUAGCGUAGAGCAACAGAGAGACGACGGAGAGUAGGAAGCGGCUGGAGCAUGGAAGGAGAACUGGUGCAGUUACGACGGAGUAGAACGGCGGAGCUGAUAAAGAGCAGCCGAACUGGAGAGAGCGGAGAGGAGAGUCGACGGAGGAGUAGAGGGUGGAGCGAGCGAGGCCGGUGGAGCGCGGCGAGCGAGCGAGGAACAUUGAGCGGUGUUGAAGGGAGAGAUGUGGAACAAUAUACGCGGAAUAAAGUA
Molecule: messenger RNA, 5924 nt
Organism: Lethenteron reissneri (Far Eastern brook lamprey)
Lineage: Eukaryota; Metazoa; Chordata; Hyperoartia; Petromyzontiformes; Petromyzontidae
Source: RefSeq, a predicted model, not a curated record